Closterium sp. NIES-67 is the source of this 2699-nucleotide messenger RNA. The record is from the annotation of a GenBank genome assembly. NCBI's taxonomy places the organism in Eukaryota, Viridiplantae, Streptophyta, Zygnematophyceae, Desmidiales, Closteriaceae.
GGAAUUUUGGGAUGAUGCAAGCCUGUCUGCUCUCAUUGUUUUUUUUCUCAUCUUUCAUCGGUAGGUGGUUUCUCUUGAUGCCGUUCAACUAGGUUAUUCAGCUAACAACUUCGUAGUACUAGUACUAGAGUCGCCAUGCCGCAUUCCUCCGAGUCGGACGCGAUCGCCUCGCCGUCCCAAUCCUCUUCGCUCGGCGUACAGCCGUGGUCCAAAGAGGUGAGUCCCGCUCAGCCCGGUAGUCCCGUGGAGUGCAUGCGUGCGCUCCUACUCUUCUCGCGAACAGCUCUUCCUUUCUCUAAGAUUCGCUGGAUUUUUGCAGGAUCGGACUCGUCUUGAGAUACCUCGAGAACUAGCGCCGAGGAGUUCCACAAGACACACCUAACCACGCGCUCCGUGUGUAGGCUCUUAUGCCGUACUCCGUGUGCCAUCUCAUCCAAUGUUCAUGGCGGAAGUACGCCGCCGUUGUGUUGCGCCAUGCGCGGGGCUGAGCGCCUUUGCGUCAUCUCAAUGUUGAUAUAUCUGUGGUGUUGAGUCUCAUCCUCCUCCCCACUCACUCACCCGCACACGGCAGGAGGACGCGGUUCUGCUACGCCAUGCGCUGCAUUGCGGCACGAGGCAGUGGGGAGAGUUGGGGAGGAGCGGUCAGCUGAAGAGAAACAACAAGUCGUGCUGUAACCGCUACAUCUUCCUCAGAAGAAAGUUCGUCCAGCGCUUUCAGCAGAAUCUCCUGAGAGAGUACCUUGGAGGCGCUGCAUUCCCUCAGCGCCACCAGCAGCACCACCACCACCAUCAGCAGCGACAGCAGGAUGGCGCACCUGGGUCGACGUCGCCCGCUCUUACCUUUGGGGGGCUGUCGUUUGAUGAGUGCAGGAGCGUCUUCCUCUCACCCAAUGCCCGCCGCCCUACAGCCCAGGCGAGCCUCGCAGCUGCCUUCAGCGCUGCCGCUGCCUCCCAUGCCGCUGCUCUCUCAACAGCCCAUGCCAACCCCUCAUCUGCCGUCGUCCUUGGUACUGCUCCCUCACAUGGUGCUCCUUCCCGCGCAGCUGCUUUCUCCACUGCUGCUGCUGAUCCAAUUGUCGCCACAUGCGCUGCUGCUGCUUCUGUCUCCAGUGCUGGGUUAUUCAAUGCCGCUUUCCCCAAUAAGGCUGCCGCUGCUGUCUCCAGUGCUGCUGCCCCCAACCUGCCCAUGAAGCGAGCACGGGAGGACUGGGCCGGGCUUAUGGUUGACCAAUCCCUGUCGGAUCUGGCUGGGAGUGGGUGGGCCCGCCGCACGCUGCGCCACUCGCAGUCCUUAAAAGACAAUUUCCGGCAGCAGGGUUGGGAGAGCAGCAGCAUGCAGGCAGCGCUGUGGGCUCGCGUGGGGUCGGAGAGUGCGCUUCCAGACGAUGUGCUGUUGGGAUCCAGCUGCGAGGACCCUCACUUCAACGUUUCACAUGCACCACUGCCAGUGCCACUGCCAGCCCCUCUCUCCGCCCAACCACAGGCACUACUGUCAGCGCCUCUGCCCACCCAACUUGCUGCUCGGACCGAUUCUGUUACCGAGAGAAUAAGCAGCUUCUUUGGACGGCCGCUCUCCUUAGAAAAUGAUUCUGCGGCACAGGACCUGGUCCUGCCCAUGGGCGCGUGCAGGCCAGCGCAAGAAGCCUACCCUCUCUUUCUCAACGCCCCAAUGCCUCACCCGAGCCGGCCUGCGCCUGCCUCCCGCCUGCCCUUGGCGACUGAGCCUCAGGGACGGGCGCUGGCAGCCUGCCUUCCCAAGCCAGCACUGCUAAAGUCGGCUCUGGAACAAGGGGGGGCGGGGGAGGGGGUUGCUCAAGUGCAGCCGUAUAUGCACACGCUGGGGCAAGGAGUGGGUGUGGAAGGAACCACUCCUCCACAGAAACGCCACCAGCAGCUGAAUGGUCGACAGUUUCUGCAGCAGGGGCUCAACCCCUCUUUCUCAUCACACCAGCCGCUGCCAGAGCCGCUGCUAGAGCCACUGACACAACCACCACCAGAGCCACUGCCUUUAGAACAGUCAUUGGCUCUGGCACCGUCACAGGCGCUUCUCCUGUCUGCUCUUUCCCAACAGCCACUGGCCCUUGACACAACCACUAACCCUCCAGGUGCAGGGUGCAUGCCCUCGGUCCUUAGCGGCUCACACAUUCAUCCUCCCACACGACCAGGCCGGGCCCUGCUCCAGAUGCCAUAUAUCCCUUCAGCAUCUCGCGUGCCUUUUGCUCCGUCGCACUUACAGCCACGCCUUCCCCUGCCACAGGAGCCCCUCAUCCCUUCACCAGCACUCACAAACCAGGCGCCUGUUCCUUGGCCUGGCAUGACCGAUGCUCUGGGAGAUGAUGGGGCUUUGUUGCAUGCCAUGGCUGAUCCUGGCCUUGACCCAAAUGUGUGCGCCUCGACUCAUUUGAUUGAGCUGGGAGGAGCAACUGACGUGAAGCCCGAGACUGGUACCUGGGAUGGGAGCAUGACUGUCAGCAACUCGUGGCAUGAAGCCUCUGGCUUUCCAGAUACAGCCAUGUGCCCUCCUGGGAUGCCACCAUCUGCGCAUAUACUACAGAUACAUCGGGGUUUUAAUGACCAAGCGAUUGAUGUCAUUAGCUAUACGAAUGGAAUAUUGCCUUACUUGUCAUACCAAAGCUGAGGUAAUUAGCAUUCAGAUAUGUAAUGCGUCCUUAUUGUGUGCGUUUUUCUAUUUUAAUCGA